Sphenostylis stenocarpa is the source of this 945-nucleotide messenger RNA. The record is from the annotation of a GenBank genome assembly. NCBI's taxonomy places the organism in Eukaryota, Viridiplantae, Streptophyta, Magnoliopsida, Fabales, Fabaceae.
AUGGGGAAGAAUGAAGGAGAUCUAUGGGACGAUUCAGCUCUCAUCGCUGCCUUCGACCACGCUAUUUUCACUUACAAGAAAAUGCAUAUCAGCGGCAAGAACAAAGACGCCUCCGCUCAAGAGGCGGAGACAGUGAUCGGAGAAAAUGCCUCCAAAGUUGACUUCACAAGUUCCGAUACUACAAGGGAUCCUGAAACGAAUGACCAUGUUCCAGCUACUUAUGUGGCUGAUUCAGGUGGGACUAGUAAUGUGACAAAACUGAAAGAGGAUCAUCACACAGAGUCACUGUUGGGCCAACCUUGCCUAGAUUCAACAAGUGGUCAGGGCAUCCAGAGUGGGCAGAACGGUUAUGCAUAUGCGGAAGGUGUAGAUGACUAUAAUCAGUUAGUUGCGCAGUACUAUGAACUUGAGGAGAAAAGGAUGAAGAUCUUGGAGCAACUCAAUCAAUAUGGCUGUUUGAAUUACCAAAAUGUGGCUGCUACUUCUAGUUCUGGUGUACCAUAUUCUAAUUCUGUAGAUUAUUCAAUGGCUGCAUACCAAGUUUCUGAUCCAAAAGCUGUCUGUACAUGUUGCCCGUGUUAUAGUCAAUGUCAGCCAGCACCAUGCACGUCAAUUCCUGGUUGUUCUUUGGGUGGAUUAUCUGUUGGCAAGCCUUGUAACAAUCCUUCUGUGGAAAUGGAUCAUAAUAAAUCAUUUCCUUGUGAAGAUGAUAAAAUCUGCAAAAUAGCAAUGGGAGCUGCAGAGAAGGCAUUGUCUACUAUUAGAACAACCAUAUCUGGCGAUUUUAAUGUAACUGAAGGAAAAGAGAUAAUUAACUCUGAGCCUGAAGAAAUUAAUGGCCCUGAAACGGAUCUUACUGCAGUUUUGAAUGCUUGGUAUUCUGCUGGCUUCUAUACUGGAAAGUAUCUUGUUGAACAAUCCAUUCAAAACAGACGACAGAUAUAA